Mucor velutinosus is the source of this 702-nucleotide messenger RNA. Its product is annotated as Eukaryotic translation initiation factor 3 subunit L (eIF3l). Lineage: Eukaryota; Fungi; Mucoromycota; Mucoromycetes; Mucorales; Mucoraceae. The transcript has a single exon. The coding region runs from base 1 to 702 and encodes 233 amino acids. The record is from RefSeq and is a predicted model, not a curated record.
AUGAAGCAAUCCUUCUCACUUGCUUGUAGCACCGCCAUGGCAUGCAUUGCGGCUUGCCUCUUACUGACGACCCUGCAUGCUGCUCCACUUGACAAACGAAGCAUCCCAUCUUGUUAUAAAUCCUCGGUCAGACUGACCUACUAUUGGAUCCCUAAGGAAGGCGACAAGGACAUGAACAACAAAGGCAAGAGUAUCACACUCAGUGGGUCAAAAACAAAGAAACUCAAGGACAAGAACAGCAAAGAGAUUUCUAAAGUAUCCAAGACUACCUAUAACAAGUUCCAAAUGGAAGGCACAGGCUUACUCAAGUCAGGUAUCAUGGUCAACUUGGGGUCAGGCGGCAAAAACGUCUUUAUGAAGGUCGAUCGUAAAAAGACGCCCUAUGGUUUGGGAUCCAACAGUAAAGCACUGACACCUUGGGCCAGUGUCGCCUCCAACGAUAUCAAAUUAGGCACAACAUUGUAUAUCAAGGACUUGGAUGGCGUCUCACUCCCCAAUGGCAAGAAACACAAUGGUUGCGUGCGUGUCGAUGAUCGUAGCUGGAGUAUGGGUGGCUGUCAAAUUGAUUUCUUUGUACUUCAGUUCUCUGCUUAUCAACAGCUCAACAGGAAGAUCUCUUCUAAAGUCAAGGUUGUUGAAAAGUCCUGCAAGGUUCAGGAUUAUGUAAAUUCCAAUGUUAAAAAGUGGGCUGUGCUUACUUAA